Messenger RNA from Aureobasidium vineae, 516 nucleotides. The record is from the annotation of a GenBank genome assembly. Lineage: Eukaryota; Fungi; Ascomycota; Dothideomycetes; Dothideales; Saccotheciaceae.
AUGUCACCCUCCCAAACCUCCGCUCGCCAGCCUCAGGCAAAGACCGCGUGCCCUGCUCACACCGGCCGUGGCUGCGCUGCUGCGGCUCCCACCGACGAUACCACUCCUAUCGAGACCAGCCGUUUUGCAUGUCUUCGCCGUGCCGAAUCGCCCUUCGACCAGCAACGCAUCGACCUCAAGCUCACUAUGAUCAACGAGAAAAUCGCCUUUGCCAGUGAGCUGGUCAAGCGCUUUGGCCCGCAAAUGGUCUCGUCUACACCCAUCGAGAUUACCCUCACCGUACCUGCAAUCUGGAGCGAUACUGCGAAGGAUACUACCUUUAGGGUCGCCCAAAAGGCGGGCAUGGGAUCCAACCUCCGCAUGAUCAGUGAGCCCGAGGCUGCCGCUAUCUACGCCCUGACUGUAAUGGCCGAAGACAGCAACGUGCUACAAGUCGGAGACAAUUUCAUUGUCUGUGACGCUGGUGGGGGACCACUGAUUUGGCUUCAUUCGAAGUUCGCUCCAAAUCACCUCUGA